Molecule: messenger RNA, 817 nt
Organism: Populus nigra (black poplar)
Lineage: Eukaryota; Viridiplantae; Streptophyta; Magnoliopsida; Malpighiales; Salicaceae
Product: early nodulin-93-like
Exons: 4
Coding region: 151-540 (129 amino acids)
Source: RefSeq, a predicted model, not a curated record
CAUCAGCCAGCCCCAAUAAUUUAUCAUAAAACGCCCGUUUUGACCGCGUUUUCAUGCGGCUAGACCAACCCUUGGGGUUCUCUCAUAAAACUCUCUCAAACACAAUCACUAAUCGAAAUUGCGUUCGUCUUUGACUCUUGAAUACAGAGAAUGGGAAUACCAUCUGAGCUAAGGCAUUACUGGGCACAAAAAACUUUAACCAAUCAAAACCUUAAUCAUAAUGGUUAUGAUAUUAAUAAUUGUAAUGGAAGAUCUUUGUUGAUUGCUUCUCCAGCUGAAGAACAGAAGAUUUUGCAAGCUAGACUUUGUACUCAAGAGGGUGUACGUGCAGGAGUCAAAGCAGCUGUUAUCACCUGCGUUGCCACUGCAGUGCCUACACUAACUGCUGUUCGCGUGAUUCCUUGGGCAAAGGCUAACCUCAACUACACUGCUCAGGCACUCAUUAUAUCUGCUGCAUCAAUUGCUGCAUACUUCAUCACUGUUGACAAAACUAUCUUGGAGUGUGCAAGAAGAAAUGCUCAUUACAAUAAAAGAGAUUGAGAGAAUGUUACGAAGUGCAGUUUUAUGUUGGAAUCAUGUCUCCAAUACCAAAACACAUUGCUGUCUGUUGUGCUAGAGGUCUGGGAUUUUGACAGUAAGACCAUUGUUGGGCAGUGAUAUUUUACUUUUGGUCCCUCUCACCAUGCGAAGAUAAGAUGAGUGGACUUUUUAGCAUAUUUCAGUGAGGAUUUCUUUUGUGACAAUGUUGCUUUAUCUUAUUAAGAAUUGCAUAAAGUUUGAUGCCAUCUCUAUGUUAUUAGGUGGUGGCACUUGUUUA